CUCUCUCUCUCCUCUCUGCGCACAGACAGGCGCGCUCGUUCUCAGUCAGCGCACAUCUCGCACUUGGCCAGCAUCACUUGGAGUCCACAGACACGGCUCUGAUUGAGCCUCCUCACCAGAGCGGAGGUCUACGCCUCUCCACCCCAACACCCACAGCCACACACAAGCCUUGUAAGAGUUACACCGUCCAUUGCGCACAACAAUUGGAGGACUGUGUGAGAAGUGGUUUUAUUGCGUUGGGGUUUUUUUUUUUGGUUUGUAUUUUGGCAGCCUGGAUUGGAUCUGGUGUGAAAGUGUCAAAACGACUGAGGGGAUUUCUUUCAAGUCAUCCAAGUGAUUUCCGGGAGGAUUUCUAACUUUUUUUCGUGGUGCAGAAGCGGCAGCGGUGGAAUUUUGUGAGCUGAGCCCGCAAGAGCACGCUGCGCCGGGGAGGUGGCUGACCCACAAGAUCGCACCGAGGUUAUGACGGAGCACAGCUGAAGAUGGAGUUUUUGUGGAUUUUGUUGUUUUCUAGCAUCUAUCCCCUUGCCCGCUGCCAAGGUGUUUACGCUCCUGCCAACGCCCAGAUUGUGCACUCGGGUGCCGCAUGCAACGUCAAGGACGAUAACAUCAGUGAGAGGAUCUACACUAUCAAAGAAGGAGACACGCUUGUGCUUCAGUGCAUCGUGAAAGGGCACCCGAGACCACAGGUACGAUGGACCAAGACGGCCGGCAGCGCCUCGGAUAAAUUCCAGGAGACGUCCAUCUACAACGAGACGCUUCGCAUCGAAGGCAUCCAGAGGGUGCAGGGGGGUCGCUACUACUGCAAAGCCGACAACGGGGUGGGGGUGGCUGCCAUCAAGUCCAUCCGUGUAGAUGUGCAGUACCUGGACACACCAGUUCUGACCGUUCACCAGACGAUCAGUGACGUGCGGGGCAGUUACUACCAAGAGAAGACUGUUUUCCUUCGCUGCACCGUCAACUCUAACCCGCCAGCUCGCUUCAUCUGGAAGCGCGCAAACAUGCUCAUCGAACAAAGCAAAGACAACGGCGUGGACAUCUAUGAGCCACUUUACACUCAGGGUGAGACCAAGGUCCUGAAGCUGAAAAACCUGAGAAGAAAGGAUUUUGCCGAUUAUACCUGCCAAGUGUCGGUUCGUAAUGUGUGUAACAUUGAAGACAAGUCAGUCACCUUCAGGCUGACAAACAGCACGUCUCCGCCCAUGGUCCGGCUGUCCGUCAACGACACGGUGGUGGCAGAUCCCGGGCAGGAUGUGGUCAUCACAUGCGAAGUGACCGGAGGUUUCCCGCCGCCGACCGUGAUUUGGUCACGUUAUCCGGGACCGCUUCCCCUCAACGCUAAGGUUCGCGGUGCCCAGCUGAUUCUGAGGGCCGUCACACCGACCGACGCGGGCUUCUACAACUGUACUGCUGUCAACAAUGUGGGCAACCCCGCCCGUAAGAACAUCAACGUUGUCGUGAGGACCAUGAGCAACCUGACCUUCCAGAUAACUCCGGAUUCCAACAAGGACAGCGAGACCAUCCAGAUGGGUCGAGACCUCAAGCUAUCGUGUCACGUCGAUGCCAACCCUCAGGACAAGGUCAACUACACCUGGUACAAGAACGGCGCGUUGGUCUUCAACACGGAUAGUCUGAUCUUGCUGCGCAGCGAUCCCGAUAUGGCGCCGGGCACCAGCAGCUUGGAGAUCGUGGACAUGAAAUUCCGAGACUUGGCCACCUAUAGCUGUGUGGCAAACUUCCCGGGCAGCAGCGUGCCGGAGCUCCGAGUGGAUGUCAACAUCUCCCAGAACAGUGUAUCUCCCCCAAUACUGACGGUCCCUGCAGGAGGUCACGUGGUUAGUGCACGAGAAGGCGGGACAGCAGAGCUGGUGUGCUUGGUGGUGGAUGGCAAACCGCGUCCACCGAUCUUAUGGUCCCGCACCGAAAAGGACCUGCUGAUGCCAUCUGGGAAGGCUGUGGCGGAGACGCCCGACGGCCGCUUGAAGCUGAGAAACGUAAGCCGCGACAUGAUGGGCUUUUACCGCUGCCAGACUGCUCCUUACAACGGACUCAACAUCAAACGGCGAGAGGCACAGGUCCAGCUGAUUGUGCAAUAUCCUCCCAUUCUGAACCCAGUGUAUCAGGACACACGUGCAAGGAACUAUCAGAUGGUGACCCUCAGGUGUUCUGUCCUGCGCUCCAGUCCGUCACGUAUCACGGACAUCCGCUGGUACCGCAACGGCAACUUCAUCCUCAUGCCCAUGCCGGACCUGAAGGAGACUCCAGAGCUGAGAUUCAAACUGGAGCCUACUAACAAUGGAUCUUAUGAGUGCAGAGUCAGCAAUAGUGUAGGAACAUCCACAUGCAGAUUUAAUGUCUCUGCGCAACCUUACAGUGCUGAAUUCUACUUCGACACGCCCAACCCGGUCAGAAUUCUGAAAGGGAACAACUACUCUUACAACCUGCAGUGGACCCAGAAAGACCCAGAGGCCACAGAUCGCAUCAUCGGCUACUGGAUUGUUGUCCGGAAGAACAAGCAGGACGUGCUGUCAAAGCACAUCGAAAUCAAGAGCAAGGAGCCAGAGAAGGGGGUGCUGAUGUCCUACACCAUUCCCGACCUGAGAAUACCGCUUUCCUAUGAGGUCCGAUUGGCUCCCAUCACCACCUACAGUACCGGGGAAUACGUCAGUCGCACCAUCCAGUACUCAGAGCCGUACACCUACCCAAGACCCUCAGAUCACGUGUGUGGGUUUGAGGAUGAGCGGAUCUGCGGUUUUUCACAAGAUCGAAGCGACGUCUUUGACUGGACGCGACAAAAUCACCUGACCCAGAAUCCCAAGCGGUCUGCCAAUACAGGCCCGGAGACGGAUCGCAGCGGAACCAAGGAAGGCUACUACAUGUACAUCGAAGCGUCGCGGCCACGAGUUCAAGGGGACAAGGCUCGUCUGCUCUCUCCUCUUUUUAACGUGACCACGGUCAGGGGCCCCAAGGGCUCCGGCAGAGUCCCUUACUGCGUCUCCUUCUAUUACCACAUGAAGGGCAAGCACAUUGGCACUCUCAAUGUUCUUUUGAAAAUAAGGAGCAUCGCCUCACUGGAUUCCAUGUUGUGGACCAAAUCGGGUCAUCAAGGGCCCGACUGGAAGAAAGCAUACUUUGACAUCAGUCCCAGCGGACCAUUUCAGAUUGUUUUUGAAGGAAUCCGAGGGAAGGGCUUCGAGGGUGACAUUGCCAUCGAUGACGUGUCUAUCACCAUGGGCAAAUGCAAACAGCAGAACACUGUUGCCAGCGCAGGUAAGACAGUUCUGAUCGGCGGCUCACAGGCGCGCCCAUUGGCCAGAUGGGUGACCAUUAUCCUCAGCUGCAUCAUCGCCUUGCUCUGCAGAUGAUGAGUGGUUGACCACAGCGCCACCUUACGUCUGUGCUAACAGACACUGCCCCGACUCGCGCUCUUACUUCUUCUCUCGACCCGACACCCAGAAUUCUUCCCCCACUCGCCCGUGUCCUCCCCGCAUCGAUGACCCAUGCAAACACAGCCUUUACUUUAUUUAAACACUUUGCUCCGAUGACAUACUAUAACAAACAUAUUCUUAUCAUAUAUUUAAGACAAACAUGUUCUCUAUUAGUCCAUUAGAUUUCCUAAUAGCCAUGUCAAAUGUCCCCUCGCCUUCAUCAUUAGCCUACGUCGACAUGUAUGACCACCCCCCGACCCCCUUUCUCCCUUCCCCAAGACACGCCAAAGUGUCGGACACUCUACCAAAGAUGACCUGAGGGAAAAGCACGAGGGAUUCCGGGGAGCUGGCGAACGACACAGAUAACGUGGGUGAGUUUUUCCUUCUGCUGACCUUCGCCACCAGCCGAGACGCCGAGCGACAGGAAGCUUAAGCUAAGUGAGGAAUGAAUGAAUAAACUGGCAAAACAGAAAGAGGCCACCGAAAGGAGGGGGAACGAGGACACUUCUGGUAGCCUCUCUGCUAGCCACAAAGAAAGUAAGAUCGGUGUGGAUUAUACGUGUACAUUAAUCACUAUAUAUUAAAUAUAAGCAAAGUUUAAAUAUAAGCGGGGGUCUUGGUGAAGGACUCUAUGUACUGAAAUUAAAGAAGCACAACAUUUAUACGAUCUCUGUUGUUCCUUUGAGUUUGAUUGAAUUUAUGUGACGUCACAAUUUGUCUGAUCAAUUCCCUGUUUUUUAAAAUAUUUUUGGAUUUGUGUCGGCCUCUAUGGUCGAUCGGUGACGUGAGUGUUGUGACACAGGUGUUAGGUGUUACCCAAACCGAGCAUACUGUGUCUAUGUGUGGUAUUGAAAGCCGAAAAGUGCAACAAGUCAUUGAAUGUCCCUUAAGGAGAAGCUGGAGAUGUGUAUGUAACUGCUAUGAAGAGCGAAUUAUGUGUUCAAUUCACCUUUUUGCUAAGCCACGCCCCUGAAAUGCAGCAAAGCCAAUCAGAGUUCAGUAUAGAACUCAAAACCUGAAUGAAGAUAAGUGCCAUUAAAUAAAAUUAAAAAUGGAUAUACGGGAAUUGAGAACCUGCACAAGAGAUAUUCAGGUUUCUGGAUAAAGCGAUAUGACCAUUCGCAUCAUCAAUUCAGUUCAUCAAAAAAAAUCACUUGUUCACUUUUUCCAAAUUUGCGUCAUCCGUUUAAUCUUGCUCAGUACUUCUCAGCACUCCAAUCAAAUCGCAAACAUAACUUGAAUAAUGUGUGGCUCUUGCAAGCUAAGCUAACCAUUUGAAGGAUUAGUGACAAGUAAAGAGAGAGUUUGCUAGCUUUAGCCGAUAUGCGUUGCUCCUUCAUAUCAUCGUCCUCCGGCUGUGUCCUUAAGCGAUGCUUUGAUUCAAUUCUAUUUUGCAAGUUUUCCUCGUGUCACAUUGAAAGAAUGGACGUGGCCUUCGAAGGCAAUCCGGAUCAUACUUAAGCCGGUGGAAGCUUGUUGACUCCGACAUUUUGACUGAUUCCGCGACGGUAGUUAAGGGGGCGGGCCUUGGUGAAAGGUGAAUUCUGGAAAAAAUCUGCCGACAUUGUUUUAUCGCUUGAAUGUCUGUGUCCCGUGAACAGUCACACAAAUAUCCUUUGCUGUGCAAUGAAAAGCAUGUAUCGCCGCAUAACUGUUCAUUUUCACUAGCAAGAGAAAUAAGUUGAUUUUUCUUGAUAUAGCACAUUUUGGGGUUACAUGCUUUGCAUUGCAUGGUAUGGAUAUGAUUGUUAAAAUCGAGCAAUACUCAUAUCUAGAGCUCCGUAACCCAUAGUUUUACAUUUAUGGUAAUGUUUUAUCUUCUUGUCCACAAAGCAUCAGGACUGACUUUUAAUGUAAAAUUAUGUGUUUACUCAUCCAGGUCUAUACUGUGAGUACAACUGUAGCCCUCUUUAAUCAUUCAUUAAUGUACCGUACAUCAAUGCUAAUUCUUUUUUUUAUUAUUAUUAUGGUGUGUUUUUCAGCAUUCUCUAUAUUUCGCCUCUGUCACCUCAUAUUUUUAGUGUUUUUUUUUUAAAUCUUUUUUUGCCUUGAUCACAUGCUAUUUGCUACAGUGUACAUCAUGGUGCGUCAAUGUCACUUUUUGUUCCCGCGUCUGUCGCUCACACUGGACAAAGCGGUAGAGAUGGAUGAAUUAAAUACAAGCAAAGCAAGCAGACCCGUGUUCUCAAAA
Molecule: messenger RNA, 5619 nt
Organism: Hippocampus zosterae (dwarf seahorse)
Lineage: Eukaryota; Metazoa; Chordata; Actinopteri; Syngnathiformes; Syngnathidae
Product: MAM domain-containing glycosylphosphatidylinositol anchor protein 1
Exons: 18
Coding region: 483-3365 (960 amino acids)
Biological process (GO): synapse organization; homophilic cell-cell adhesion
Cellular component (GO): neuronal cell body; axon; plasma membrane
Molecular function (GO): protein binding; axon guidance receptor activity
Source: RefSeq, a predicted model, not a curated record